AUGGCAGCCCUUGACCUUUCUUUGCCUACCGUCCUUCUCAUUAUCGACAACCACACUGCUUUCGAUAACGAAGCCUACUGGGGCAAGAGAUCAAAUCCCGAGUACAAGGAAAACGUCACUGCACUCAUAAAUUCAUUCCGGGCUGUCCACGAUCGAAAGUCCCAUAUCGAAGUCAUCCACGUUGGCCACUCAUCCACCGAUGUCAAGAGUGUCCUGCAUCCUAAUCAUCCAGACGGCGGUCCAGUCUUCUACCCGUUCACCGAGCCGAUCCCUGACGAGCUCGUCUUCUGGAAGAAUGUCAACUCGGCUCUUGUCGGAACCGACCUGGAGAAGACGUUGAGGGCAAAGGGCGUGAGACAGCUGCUGCUCCUGGGCCUGACGGCCGAACACUGUGUAUCUACCACAACUCGCAUGGCUGCCAACCUGGGUGUUACAAACGCCCCAGACGGCAGUGCAAACGGCCGGGUAAUCCUUGUUGAAGAUGCUACUGCCUCGUUCCCCUGCGGGCGGUUUGAUGCUGAUACCGUCCAUGGCGUGUCGGUUGCGACGCUGAGAGAGUUUGCAGAGGUUGUCAAGACGGCAGAUGUUUUGAGAGACCUGCAGCCGCUGCUGUCGUGA
Messenger RNA from Nannizzia gypsea CBS 118893, 618 nucleotides. RefSeq names its product isochorismatase. The coding region runs from base 1 to 618 and encodes 205 amino acids. The record is from RefSeq and is a predicted model, not a curated record. NCBI's taxonomy places the organism in Eukaryota, Fungi, Ascomycota, Eurotiomycetes, Onygenales, Arthrodermataceae. The transcript has a single exon.